AUGAGCAGCAGGAGACCAUCAGACUUCUCACUGAACCGCAAAGCUUCAAACGAGUCUGUCAGCUCGAUCGCCACAGCACGAUCAGGAACCUCCGCCAUCUCCAACGGCACCUCAGUCACAUCUGGCCAAUCUGACCGAUACGCCAUCAGAGCGCCAAGUUUCGACCCUUGCGCUCUCCCUGCUCUGCCGCCGAAGCGGACGCAAGAAGACAAGGAUGCUUCGUACAAAAAGUACAAUAAAGCUGCGGCUACCACGGCCAGAUUUCAGCAACUCAAGUCGACGAAGUCGAGUCCUAAUGUCCAGCAGAAGCAGACGGGGACUACGCCUCCGCCUCCGGCGAGACAGAUGAGUGUCUUGCCUGCGCCUGGUCUGCCUUCACGGACGCCACCUCAGACGUCUGUGGUGCAGGAGGAGAGGCCUGCUCAGCCUGUGCCGCCUCUGCCGAGGCAGCUGAGUGGGUUGUCUGCUCCGAGUCUGCCUACACGCACGCCAUCUCAGACGUCUUCAGCGCAGGAACAGACGCCGGCACAGCCCAUACCGCCUCCGCGGCCGCAGAGGCAGAUGGUUGAGCCGCCCCCAAGGAAGUCGGCACUGUCGUUUGGGAUGAAUCAAGGUGCAGCUGCCAAUCCUCCGGUCCCUGCUGCAAGCCCAAACUCGGUAGCAAAUGCUCAAGAGAUAGCAGGGCCGCCGCCUAUACCUGCAUCCUCGAAGCCUGACUUGGCUGCACUCCAAGCUUCGAAGCCGAAGAUGAAUGGCAAUGCUGCUUCGACUGCUGCGCCUACAGGAGGCUCAUGCCUUCUAUGUCGAGACUUCUCAGCACCAGAUGCCCACGCCGAACGCUUCCCGCGGCAGUCGAUACCAUCUCAAGACAUAGGCUGGCUCGCUCAACAACUCACUGCUCCUUUCCCAUCGCUCACAGACAAAGCUCGUGCGCUCUUCACCUGGCUCCAUCACAAUGUCGAAUACGAUACCGUCGCCUUUUUCAACCACAACGUCAAACCGUCAACACCGCAAUCAACCCUAUCUUCAGGACUCGCAGUCUGCGAAGGCUACGCCGGCCUGUUCGCCGCGCUGGCAGUGAAGGUCGGCCUCGAAGCCGUCGUCGUAGGCGGCCAUGGCAAAGGCUACGGCUAUUCCAGACUCCAGCCCGGACAGCCGCUGCCAACUUAUAGCGCCGGUCACGCCUGGAACGCCGUUAAAAUCGACGGCGGGCAAUGGAAGCUCAUCGACUGCUGUUGGGGCGCUGGAAAUGUCAAUGGCAAGAACCAACCUUAUCAGAAACACUUCUCGCCUGAGCGCUUCACGCAGUCGAACGAGGAUUUCGGGCUUGACCACUUCCCUGGCGACAACAGCAAACAGUUCCGCAAUGAUGGAAGAGUGGUGUCUUGGGAAGAAUACAUCACCGCCAACAAAGCCGGCUGCGGCGCCGACUUCUUCUCCGGCUACGUCUCAAGCGAAGGUCUCACAUCGAAGAGUUUCCAGCCCGUCGCGAACCCCAUCGUCCACUCCCAGCUACCUGGACCGACCAUCCGCUUCUCAUUCCAAAAGAAGUGCCCCCACUGGGAUCCCGUGCGUUGCGGCAAGGGACCGUAUUAUCUCUACAUCCUCGCGCUCGACGGGCUGGAGAAGACAGGCAGGAAUCACGUGCCCUUUGAGACGAACGGGGAGGUCUGGUGGUGCGAUGUCCCGGUUGCGGAUCUGGGAGCAGCGGGUGGGAAGGCAGCGAUUUUCGCGGUGACGAAUUUCGAUGGACAGGAUGGGAGGGGGUUGACGAUACAACGGUAUAGGGAGAGGAAGGGACGGUGUGGGUUUCAGUUUGGGGGGGUUUGUAAGUGGGAGAUUGCAUAG
Molecule: messenger RNA, 1848 nt
Organism: Saxophila tyrrhenica
Lineage: Eukaryota; Fungi; Ascomycota; Dothideomycetes; Mycosphaerellales; Extremaceae
Exons: 1
Coding region: 1-1848 (615 amino acids)
Cellular component (GO): cytoplasm
Source: RefSeq, a predicted model, not a curated record